Salvia hispanica is the source of this 1454-nucleotide messenger RNA. Its product is annotated as auxin-induced protein PCNT115-like. Gene Ontology annotation, cellular component: cytoplasm. Lineage: Eukaryota; Viridiplantae; Streptophyta; Magnoliopsida; Lamiales; Lamiaceae. The record is from RefSeq and is a predicted model, not a curated record.
GGGCGAAGAUGAUGUAAGAGGGUUGCGGCAGCGAUGACGCAAUUCCACUUCACAAUCCCCUAUUUUAAGCUCGCCAUUCCUCAAUUCACUUCGAUUUAUCACCAUUUCCGCCAAAAUGGGAGUAAACGUCCCCAAAAUCAAGCUCGGAUCGCAGGGCCUUGAGGUCUCGAAGCUAGGGCUCGGAUGCAUGGGUAUGUCGGCUUUCUAUGGGCUGCCCAAGCCCGACGCCGAUAUGAUCAAACUUAUCCACCACGCCAUCCACUCCGGCGUCACCUUUCUCGACACCUCCGACCUCUUCGGUCCCCACAUCAAUGAGAUCCUCAUCGGAAAAGCUUUGAAAGGGGGGAUGAGGGAAAAAGUGCAACUUGCUACUAAGUUUGGGAUAAUACACCGGGGUGGGAAGGGUGAGGUACGCGGUGACCCAGCAUAUGUGAGAUCAGCAUGUGAAUCGAGCUUGAAACGUCUUGAUGUUGAGUGCAUUGAUCUCUAUUAUGUUAACCAGAUUGACACCCGUGUGCCCAUUGAAGUCACUAUGGGGGAACUCAAGAAACUGGUUGAAGAAGGAAAAAUAAAAUACAUUGGCCUCCCAGAGGCAUCUGCUUCAACAAUUAGAAGGGCUCAUGCGGUUCAUCCCAUAACUGCCGUUCAAUUUGAAUGGUCAUUGUGGUCAAGAGACGUGGAAAAAGAUUUAAUUCCUACAUGCAGAGAACUUGGUAUUGGAAUUGUCCCGUAUAGUCCACUUGGUCGCGGCUUCUUUUCAGUAGGUCCCAAGUUGCUAGAGGAUCCAUUGGAGGGUGACGUUCGCAAGAUCUAUUUUCGGAGGUUUCAAGGUGAAAAUCUUGAAAGCAACAAGCUCAUAUACGAAAAGAUUUGUGAAAUGGCAACAAGUAAAGGUUGCAGCUCAUCCCAAUUGGCAUUGGCUUGGGUUUAUCACCAAGGAGAUGAUGUGGUUCCGAUACCGGGCACCACCAAUAUAGACCAUUUUAACGACAACAUAGGAGCACUUUCUGUGAAACUAACUCCAGAAGAGAUGACCUUGCUAUCUUCUUUGGCUGAGAAUGUCAAAGGGGAAAGGACCAUGGUGAUGACAUGGAAAGAUGCAGACACUCCCUCGUUGGAAUCAUGGAAAGCCGAGGGUUGAUAUACAUUACUGCACCUGCUCCUUCCACGCCUCCAAUUGUUCUUGUAGUAGAAUAGUUAACUAUAGUACUACUUGAUAAUCUAUCUUCUUCCCUUUCUGUUUGUUUGUGAGUUUUUUAAUUGAGUUGGGGAAUAAGGAAGGUAAUGGAUUGUUUGAAUAAUAUUUGCUGCCAAUAUAGUGUGAAAUUUGCUGCCAAAAGUUUGAUACUCCAGUUGUAUUAGGUUGAAAUAUUUGGUUCUGUAUUACUACCUUGCUUUGUAUACUGGACAAAUGAAGUAGCCACAUAAUGUGUUAUUCUUGUGGGCAGAUUAUA